ACGAAAUUUCCUGGUCUUUUUUUUUUCUAUUCCUUCCACAUUCAGUCAGCACCACAUGACUUAAGUCACUUCUCAAAUCUCAGCGGACAAGGGGAAGACUUUUAAAGUAACAUUUGUCCGCCCGGGGGACAGUGUCGAUACGGUUUCUUGACAUUUUAUACAUUUGUAAAGUGAACAGAAUUAACCUCUUACUUAUAUAGGUCUAUACUACAUAGAGUUGACCUCGUACUGUUUAUCUGUAUUUGGACUCCUAUACAUUUUAUAGGAGUCUUAACAUGCUCACAUUUCAUUAAAAAUAUUUUUAGCAACAAAAGAAUAAAAAUAUUCAAAAAUCAUUUAGAUUUUCAUUACACAAUACUAGAGACCCAGAGACAUAGUAUUUCUUGGUGUUGAGGAGAAUUGUAUUAACUCAAUAGGGUCUGUAUUUGGUUUCCUGUGCAUGUGUUAGACAACGUGACUAUUGUUAAACACAGUGUUUCAAAAGUUAAACGCCUGAUGUGCAUGUGUUAGGAAGUACAACGUGUCAUGUGUUUAACUCAGUGUUUGAAUACGAAGAUUCACUAAAGUAAACAGGUGGAAAAGUUGUCAUCAAAAUAUCUCGAAAAUUUACACAAGUGGCAAGUUUCAACUUUCUCGUCUAACUCAAUGAGUGACCUAUGAGUUGUUCCAGUUCGACAUGACCUGCUGAUAAAUCGACAGAAGUUAAUCAUUUCCUUUGUGAUAUUUGUGAUGCUGUAUGGAUUAAAUCCUUCUUGUCAAUCUGGAGGGACUUGAAGAGAAUACGACUUUGGCGUAUAUGUCCAACACCACAGGACAUUUCUCUUCUGAACCAGAACAAUGGGGUGAACUUGUGAGACUUAUUGGCAACAGCCUCUUGACCGCCAUCGGCUUGGUGGCCAACACGUUCACCUUCGUAGUGAUGAAGACACCAAGACUGAGGUACAAGUCCUACUCCCAUUAUCUCAGUGCUCUGGCAGUGUUUGACAGCUUGGUGUUGGUGGAUCAGGAAAUUGUUGCAGUUGAUGGGUUUUUGUUAUCUUCAAGACUGUCAGGAAUCUUUCAACACUUUUCUCACGACGCUUGCAAGAUCUUCAUGUUCGCUGAUGCUGUUUGUAACCUCAUGUCCACUUGGCUGAUUGUAGCCAUGGCCAUCGAACGACUGUGUGUCGUCUACAUGCCAUUCAAACGCAACAUGUGGUGCCAGCAGCGCGGGGCAAUCAUCAUCAUCAUCUCCCUGUUUUGUGUCUUCUCGAGCACCCAAAUAUUCAGAUUCUUCACUACUGAGCGGAUAGGUGACGCUUGCGAGAGCCACGAAGACUUCCGGCCCAUCCACAUCGCCCUCCAUAUCUACAUGUACCAGUUCGCCUUACACUUCGUCGGCCCUGUCUUUCUCGUGCUCGUCAGUAACAUCGGCGUCCUCAUCAAGAUCUUUAAGGUGGAGCGAGCCAUACAGAACGAUGAGUCGUCGUCCACGAGGCUGACAGGUAGUGUCCACAGAAGAGGCAAGACCACGAGGAUGCUGGUGGCUAUAUCUAUGACGUACAUUGUCACCACCUUGCCUUUAGUCAUCGUGACUAUCUUCAUCCACAUCAUGAUCGAGCGGGUUAGCUUCCAGUUCGCCCCGACCCUCAUCCGACUGGUCCCGUGGAUACAUGUACUGCAAAUCAUUGCUAACCUCAACUAUUGCUCCAACUUUUUCAUUUACAUCAUGUCUGGAAAAAAGUUUCGCAAAGAACUGCGCCGAAUUUUCUACCAUGAAAACGGAAGUAGUUUUGUGAUUGGAAGUUCCAGAACUCGAGAUGAAAUCAUCAUGAUGUCUUACUAAAUAGGAUGUGUUUGUGAUGAUGUGUUAUAGCUGAUAAGAAAUGUGUGUAUGAUGUUUUUCUAGGACUCUAUGAAAUAAUUGCAAAAUGUAAAAAGAAAAAGACACAUCUAAUAGAGUUAACAAAUUAUUUGCAAGUCGUCUGAUAAUAUAGGUGGUAUGUCUUAGACUGCCAAAUGAGGAAUGAAAUGUAUUUUGGUUUCUCGGUGUAGAGACAUAUGAAUGUAAUAACAUUCCUUUCUAAAUAACAAUGCAUGUGAUAUGAAUAUUUUUAUAAGGAACAUAUAUAUGUUCUUCUGGAGUUACGGUGACCUAGUUGACGAACGGAAAAACUGUGGUCAAUAUAAUAAGGGAAUAAUAAAAACCAUCAAUGUCAAAUCAACCACUAAGUGAAAAAUUCAGACAAACUGUUAACAGACAACAGGUCAGGACUUUAAGAUAGUUGGGUUACCUGUCACUCAGUCUUCAAGACAACACCGGUGGCCUUUAAGCUGGUUCAAACAAAGGACCUAAAACAGGACAUGUGCAAUCUAAGACCUAUCACAGGUCAGUUGCAAGUUAAGGGCCGGGCAGGUGCACUUCAAAGCGCCCAAUGCCAAAAUAUAUUCAAAAACAAAAGGCCAGACAGAAUGAGAAAUGAACAAUACAUAAAGUUAAUGUGUUCAUACAGUUCUCUGUCCAGUGACGUCAGUGCACAAUGACGACUUCAUAUAAGGACUUAACUGCUCUAUGACGUCUCUUCGCACUGAUUUGUAUGCCCAAUGUCCCUCCCGGAGGCUGUGUGUUAGCACGAAGCUCAUAGGUCUCAACCGUGCACUCUCAUUGUUGGAUGUGUGUACAUUUGGGUUGAACUCUUGGGCCAUAAAUUGCCUGAAAACGUCGAUUUGGGACAAGGUGCAUAUAAACAUGACAGUUGUGUUGUUUUUAAUUUAUUUUGAAACUUGUUUUCUCUGAAUGUGACUAAAUUACGAGUUUCUUCAAUGUUAUCUUAAUACACACUUCAGACGUAAAAUGAAAAGCCCAGAUCUACAUCACAGAUAUAUUUGUUCAGAAGGCAGCCAUAACGAUGUUAUAUACCGUUAGUGUAUUAGUAUAUACUAUAUACCUAUAUAUUUAGUACUCUAGUUAUUAAAUUCUAAUUAAAAGUAUAUUUUCUGAAGUCAUCCCCCGCAAGCUCUCAUUUGUCUUGGCCUCUAUUAUAUAAGUUAUGGUAUUAUAAUACUUUAAUGAAAACAAACUCAAUAUAUCAACUUGAAGUGUCCAAUUGUUUGUUUGUUUUUUGAUCUAAGAAAGAUAAUAAUGUUUAUACCUAUGUCAAUACAUUUUUUAUUAGUUUUCUCCCUUUGAUCGAGUAUUCUCGGAAGUUGGACUUCUUCACAUAUUGCGAUAUGCUAAUAAUACACAAUGCUUUGGAUUUGAUAACAUGAAAUAAUUCAAUAAUAACAGCGACUAGAAUGGCUUAUUUAAGUAGAUUCUAUAGUGGUACUUCUGAAUCUCUACCGCUUCUACGUUAUUUCAUAGUCUAGCAGUUUUCUAGUUGUUAUCAUAACCAUGUAUUGUUUUCAUCUUCAACAACUUCUGUUUCAACUCUUAAUAUUAUAAUGAAAUCAGUUCAUUGUUCUGUCUGGACAUAACGACCUACAUUGCUGCACAAAGGAAUCUAGCUGACACUAGCUUAGCAGAUGUGUUGUCUCUGAUUCUGAAGACAUAGAAAGCCAAAUAAUAAAUAAUUGUGAAUACUAAUUCACUUCAUGCUCACUUACUUAUUUGUUACUAUUUAGGAGACGUUAUGAUGUGCAUGUCGUAAUCAAUAAAUGAAAGUGCUUGGUAUUUUGAUUCAAAAGU
Messenger RNA from Biomphalaria glabrata, 3667 nucleotides. Its product is annotated as G-protein coupled receptor daf-37-like. Gene Ontology annotation, biological process: G protein-coupled receptor signaling pathway. Bases 797 to 1825 code for a protein of 342 amino acids. Gene Ontology annotation, cellular component: plasma membrane. NCBI's taxonomy places the organism in Eukaryota, Metazoa, Mollusca, Gastropoda, Planorbidae. The record is from RefSeq and is a predicted model, not a curated record. The transcript has 8 exons. Gene Ontology annotation, molecular function: G protein-coupled receptor activity.